Messenger RNA from Topomyia yanbarensis, 4138 nucleotides. RefSeq names its product zinc finger CCCH domain-containing protein 14 (gene Nab2). Gene Ontology annotation, molecular function: poly(A) binding; metal ion binding. Gene Ontology annotation, biological process: regulation of mRNA stability. Lineage: Eukaryota; Metazoa; Arthropoda; Insecta; Diptera; Culicidae. Bases 172 to 3495 code for a protein of 1107 amino acids. Gene Ontology annotation, cellular component: nucleus; cytoplasm. The record is from RefSeq and is a predicted model, not a curated record. The transcript has 4 exons.
UAAAAGUAAGAAACGUCAAAAGUUGUUCCGUGGUGGUGCACGAUCUAUGAAAAGGAAAAGUUUUUCACUCAAAUGGUUACAACAGCAGUCAAUGAAAAUUAAAUCUACUUUUCCCUGGUGAUUUGGUUUGAAAGUUAAACUUUAUUGGUGGAAAUCGGACAGCACUGCAAAAUGGAUUCACUUGGGUCAGAAAUUGGCCAGAAGAUGAGGAGCGCCGUCAAGGCAAAACUUAUCGAGCUGGGUACUGGUUCAGCAAGUGGAUACAUCGACGAUGAACUACCGGACUAUGUGAUGAUUAUGGUGGCGAACAAACGUUCCCGACAGCAGAUGAUAGAUGACUUGCAGCUGUUUCUGGGUAGUCAAACUGAAGUGUUCGUAAGUUGGCUGCACCAGGUUCUACAGAAAUUGGAGGAAGUGACGUUGCCUGCGUCUGCUGCAACCACCGGUGGAACGGGGAAACCCGUAAAGGAUUCAAGCGGAAAGCGCAAGGCUAGCGAUCAAAAGGACAAGAAGGAGAAAAAGAAAGAUAAGAAAGCAAAGAAACUGAAGGAGAAGAGCCCGGAUGCUGCUGAAGAAAUACGUACGCCUCCACACCCAGCCCCGCUGGGUGCUAGUUCUAUUCAGGAUGUGUUUGCUAAUCAGCUGAUUCAGCAAGCGAAAAUGUCACUAGAUAUUGAAGGGUCUGCUCCGAAGAAGGAUGUGAGAGAAACGACUCCUCCCUUACAAGAAAACUCUAAUUCACGAACAGAAAAUGAGUUUGAUAUUCCAACUAUUUCGGAAAUUGCUGGGCAGAGUGCGCUGCAAAAACAUCAGAAAGAAUUGUGCGAGCUGGAGGAAAUUCAACAAAGAAUUAAACAAGCAAAAAAGCAGCUUAAAGCGAUGGGUUCCGAUGAGUCGGAAGAUGAGGACUUUCUAAACAUUAAGGCUAACGAUGAUGAUUUGGAGAAUAUCGAGGAUGGUGGUAUUGCCCAAGCUAAGAGGAAGGAGAAACUGAAAGCAAUCGUUGAGUCGGAAAAACGUGAGGAACCUGAGGAAGAACUGCGCAGUGAUACGCCUCCACCACCGGUUGCAUUGACGGCAAAAAAGAAAUCUGUUAUGGAACGCUUGGGAACGCGUCCAGAUCCUAAAGCGACCUCAGAAGCGGCGGCUCCUGAGCCUGUUACAAACAAAGGAAAUAUUAUAAGCCUUUCGGCUCAUCGAAGGGAAGAACGGGAAUUGUACGUUCCAGUUUUUCGUCGAAAAGAAAUGGAAGAACAGAAGGCUAAGGCUAGAGAGGCCAAAUCUGCUAGGCCCAAUAAAAGUCGGAGUCGUGAGAGAGACCGGCGACGCUCUCCUCAAAGUUGGCCGGUUCGACGGGAGAAUAAUCGGGAUCAAUCUCGGAGCAGGCGUGAGCGUGAAAGGGAGAGGGAACGGGACAGAGCUAAGAGUCGCGAACGAGGUCGUGAACGGGAUCGUGAGCGAGAACGAGAACGUGAGCGCGAACGGGAACGGGACAGAGGCCGUUUGGCUGGUAAAGUGAGCAACGGAACUGACAUGCGAACUCGAAUCGGUUCUCGAGUAAUUGUUCUUCCCCCGAAACCGGAAUACAUGGAAGAAGAUGAGCUGGAAGUUCCGAUUCCAAGCGUGGUGAAAAUUCAGCCCCGUCCUCAGAUACCGAAAAACAAGCAACCUAGCAAAAAUCUCCUUUUAAAAGCCAUGGCCGAAGCGCAGCGUUCGACGACAGCAAAUAUAAAGAAAACGAUAAGCAAUCUAGAGGAAACUCCCUUGCGGCAUCGCCGAAUGUUGAUUGAAAUUCCGGGGGCGAAGGCAGAGGAUUUGCAGCCGAUAGCUGUUGGUUACAAUGAUGAUGACGAUGAAGAUGAGGACAUUGUAAAUCAUGUUCUCGGCGGUGACGACGACGAGGAUGAUGAAUUGCAGCGAAUUCUGGCUAACGCCAAUGACGAAUAUAUACCGGAACCAGUGUCCAUGUCGAUGUCCGGUCGAUCAGACACCGAUAGCGAUGAAUACGUUUAUGUACCCUCUGCAAAACUGUCUGAUCAUGUUGUCUCCGAAUCGCUCGAAGAAUAUGACCCCAAGGAGGUCGCUAAAAAUCCUAAGUUUGUUGUCACGUUAGAUGGCGGGUCGUACAAAAAAACCUCUCGCGUUUCUCCUAGUCACACGCCACCUCCCCUAGCAAAACCGAAACUUUCCAUUAAAGAUCGAAUCGGUGUCAAAGUAUCCCCAAGCAAAGCAGAAAGAAACGCUACUCCGCCAAAGGAGCACAAAAGCGAUGAUCAUGUCCAUCAGGAAACUCUCAAACGACGCAAGGAACGCUUCAGUGUAAGAACUCCUUCGAAGGAUGCUGGCAAACAGCGGGAUGGUGCAUCAAAAAGCCCACCGGAAAAGCGAUCCAAAUCAUCAUCCGCGUCGAAAAAGUCCAGUCCUGCCAAGCGAGCCAAAUCGGCUCGUGCAUCCAGUUCUAAUUCGAAUAAAAAAACGUCACCGAGUCGAGAUUUGAACGAAUUGCUACUACAGCGCACUAAAGAAUUGUUGGUAGAUGACAGUGUGUCCUCCUCACCCAUCUACAUGUCUAAGACGGAUUACGAGAAAAUCGAGCCCAAUUCGUCGUCCCGCAAGCGGAAGCGUGUGUCGCCUAUUCAGUUUGCGCUCACCGAUGAAGAAGCGGAUGAUACUGAUGGGGAGUACAAUCACCAUCGAGAUCGUGAGCUACGGGAGAGAAAAUCGGUGGAACGAGCCGGCAGUGUGGAUGAGGAUAGCGUUGGUAGUAGGCAGGAUCAGCGGAAGGAGCGCGAGAGUGAACGAAGAGGGAAUGACGACGAGAGGAGGAAAAGUGGUGGUGCGGAGGAAAAUGGUGGAACCGCUGCUAGUGCUGAACCAAAAACUCCGACAAAGAAAAUUAGGAAAUUGGAAUCGAGCAGAAAAUUCGAUGACAUACCACAAUUGCUCAGCUCCGUUUCGGUUCCUUCGGAUGGACUGUCCAAGAGCAAGGCCACCAUUAAAGAACGCUGCAAGUACUUUCCACUUUGUCGUCAGGGCGACUCCUGUGAGUUUCUACAUCCGAGCACUAUUUGUAAAGCGUUUCCGGCAUGUAAAUUCGGUGACAAAUGUAUUUAUCUACAUCCGUUUUGCAAAUACGACAAAACCUGCCAUCGGCUGGAUUGUAACUAUAUGCACACGAAACCGCUUGCAAGCCACGGAUUGGGUCCUAGUGGACCGUCAGCCCCUCCAUUGGCUUCCUCGGUAGUUCCGGUUUCGAACUACAUAUCCAUAAGUGCUAAACCCCUUCCAAUGAUGUGUAAAUACUAUCCAGGCUGCACGAAUGGGCUGUGUCCGUACUACCAUCCGAAGAUGUGCCGCUUUGGGAAGCACUGCAUGAACAAGGUGGAAUGUAAUUUCUACCAUCACGAGCUGCCUGGCGGUGGCAGCGGUCUUGGAGAAUACCACGAGGCACCGCCGAAGGACAAGUUCAAGUGGAUCUCUCCAUUCUCGGCUUAGUGCGAGUGUUUUUUUCUUUUCGAUAUUUUUAAUGGGUUCAUUUGGAACUUAGCGCUGUCACUUAUUCUACCGGUACCUCUAUUUCUAACGGUAUCAAUGUAUUCAAUUGACACACACACACAUACUGAAAUGCAUACAUACAUGCUAGUUUCUAAGGUUAUUUGAUGUGUUUCUAUUGUUUUUGUAGUUCUAAGCUAGAGGUAUUUAUUUUGAUUUGCCUGCUUUUGACAUAGCAAACAUUACGCAUACAGUAGUGCUCCCUCUCGAAAGAGAAGCGUGAGUUUAGAGUCAAAAUUAGAUCAUUGUUCUGUUGGUCUGUUCGAGGAGCCCGCUAGAUGAAAACAUUUCUAUUGUGGCUUAACAGAGUCUCAUAUAGAUGUAAAUAGUAACACUUGGAGCAAGGAAAUUGUGUCACAGAAGAAUAGUUUGAAAAACAACUGAUUUUGUUUUGGGCGAGAGUAGGAUUAAAAAAUAAACAAGAAAAUGCUCGUUGCUGGUGUGAACAACGGAUAAAUGUUUCAUUAUCGAUUACAACCCAAGAAAAUCAUGAACAGAAGAAGCAGUGAACUUUUAUGUUGCAAUUAAGUUACGACAUCAUAACAAGUGCUAGAGUUUUGAUAACAAAAAUUUUGUUUGACAAAAA